UAAGCGGCUGUAUGAGCAUGCGCAAAAUGAACUGUGACAACCACCAAACGCACGUGUGUGUUUGUUAUGUGAAAGUGACUUGGAUCUAAAGUGUUUUCGCAAAGGAAUUUAUAUUAAACGCCAAGAAUGAGAUGCGUUGGCCUGGAUACGGUUUGUGCAAUUGUGUUAUUGUGUUUAGAAGUAUCGUGGGCAUUCCAGAGAUUCAUACCAAUAGGUGCUAUAUUUGACAAAAAUGACUUGAUCUCCAAACGAGCGUUUGACUACGCCGUUGACCAACAUGCAGCGAAUGAAGACAGAGAGCAGUACUUCCAGUUUAAUGUGACGGUGGAGUUGAUAGAUAUAUCGGAUAACUUCCAGCUGGCUUCUGCAAUGUGCCAGCAGAUGAGCGAUGGGGUUUUUGCAAUACUUGGUCAGAAAGAGAUGACGUCCACCGACAUCGUCAAGUCUUUCUCCAAGACGUUCCACAUGCCGUUCAUCACCCCCAGUCUUUCCCGCAUCGCCGUCAGUGAAGAAUCCAUCUUCGAACUCCACAUGCGCCCCGACUACACGUACGCCCUCACUGACGUCAUCCAGUACCUCAACUGGGGACAGGUCCACUUCCUGUAUGACAGUGACGAAGGCUUGUUGCGGCUACAGCAGAUAUUCUGGUCCCUCCGAGAUCAACACUUUGUCGAGGGAUUUGCCGUGCAGCGUCUUCAAGACGUCCGAGACGUCCAUGACGAGUUACGUCACCUUGACAGAAGUUACGCUGGGUCCUACAAAAACAUCGUCCUUGACCUUUCCUCAGAGGAAGCAUAUGACCAUGUCCUACGUCAGAUACCUGAAGUCGGUAUGAACAAAUAUGGCUACAAUUAUUUGCUUGGCUCUUUGGAUUUCAAAAAUUUAAAUUUGACACGCUACCGCCACGGUGGAGUCAACGUCACGGGAUUUCAACUUCUCGACGAGAAAAACGAGAUUAGCCGAGGUUUUCUGGAGGCCCUGGGCAUGACCCCCGGGCGCUUUUCCUCCCCUAAGGAUUACCAGUCCGUCCCCGUCCGUGCGGCCCUGUUGGUGGAUGCAGUGUAUCUGCUGGGCCAGGCCAUCUACAGCAUGAUGCAGAACGACAGCGAGGUGUUCCGCUACAACUUCAGGCGAGGAGACCUGUACACCUACAACGACACUAAAGGGAUACCCUGUGAUAAAAACCCGCCAGUACCCUGGAUGCACGGGGAGGAAAUUCUACACAGAAUAAAACAGAUGCAGCCAACAGGUCUGUCCGGCGUACUGUCCUUCGACAGGAAGGGCUUCAGGCAGGACUACAGUCUCGGAGUAUACUCCGUCAGUCUGGACAAUGGUCCCUCCAAGAUCGGCACCUGGUACAGCAGCGAGCGGGGGUUCGAGAGCGAGGAGCACGACACACUCCAUCUACCAGAUAUACAGUAUUUAGACAGGGGAGCUAACUCCACCAAGAUUAUAACGUCGAUACUGGUAGAUCCUUUCUUGAUGUGGGCCAAGGAAGACGCUGGAAGACCAAAGCUUGGAAAUGACAGGUUUCAGGGUUACGCCGCUGACCUGUCCUACGCUAUGUCUGUGAAGGUGGGCUUCGACUUCGCCAUUAAGCUGGUGGACGAUGGAGCCUAUGGGUUGAAGGACAACAGCACCAACACCUGGAACGGGAUGAUUGGAGAACUCACUCGAAACGAAGCUGAUAUGGCAAUAGCUCCACUGACAAUCACAGCUGAUCGAGAACGUUUUGUGGACUUCUCCAAACCUUUCAUGAACUUCGGCAUCAGCAUCAUGAUCAAGAAGCCGGACAAACAGAAGCCGGGUGUGUUCUCCUUCAUGCAGCCCCUGCGCCUGGAGAUCUGGGUGUGCAUCACAGUGGCCUACAUCGGGGUCAGUGUGGGGCUAUUCCUGGUUAGUAGGUUCAGCCCACUCGAGUGGAAGAAGGGCCCCGAUGCCACAGAGGAGGAGCUAGCCAACGAAUUCUCCUUACUCAACUCAUUCUGGUUCUCCAUGGGUGCGCUUAUGUUCCAAGGAAGCGACUCCUGUCCGAGGUCGGUGUCAGGUCGUAUAAUAGGUGGCGUGUGGUGGUUUUUCGUCCUCAUAAUCAUAUCCUCCUAUACUGCCAACCUGGCUGCCUUCCUCACUAUAGAGCGGAUGUUUACACCUAUAGAGUCGGCAGACGACCUUGCGAAGCAGACGGCAAUCAAAUAUGGAACAAUUGAUUCAGGAACAUCGUUACUAUUUUUCAAAAACUCCGAGGUACCCACGUAUAAACAGAUGUGGAACUUUAUGAGCGCUAACCCGGAUGUGUUCGUCAAGUCGGCAGCAGAGGGCGUUGCCAAGGUCAGGGACUCUAAGGGCAAGUACGCGUUCCUAUUGGAAUCCUGCUUCAACGAAUACGAAAACAACCGGAAGCCGUGCGAUACCUUGAAGGUGGGCCCCAAACUCAACUCAAAGGGUUUCGGUGUUGCUACGCCAAGGGGCUCGGAAUUAAGAGACAAGAUCACUCUGGCCGUUUUAACUCUGCGAGAAGAUGGAACUCUCCACACACUACAGAACAAAUGGUGGUUUGAGAAAGGCCAGUGUGGAAUAGACGGGGGAUCAAAGGACUCCGGGAAGCGGUCUUUGUCGCUAAGCAACGUUGCGGGUGUGUUCUACAUUCUCGUCGGUGGUCUGGUGUUUGCAAUCAUUCUGGGAGUGUUUGAGUUUAUGUGUUUUAGAGCGAAAAAUCCAAAGGCUGCGUGCUCGCCAUCUCAAGCAACGUACCUAAGGGGGACGGAGACAGCGACGACACUGUGUACUCCGAACGACAGAGAAGACGGCAAUCUACCGUAUGAUUAUCAAAAUGAGAAAAAUUUAGCAGAGUACACGUACGACCAACCUCGACUUUUUGGAUUUGAGGCUUUUAAUGACAACAAACCAAACACGGACGUUUAAACGAAGAUGAUCCUAAAGCUUAGUGUACAGCGAGCCACAUCACACCAACUUGUUUCAUCAUCAAGGCCAGAUGUAAAUUCAAACAGCUCAACAACCUUUGACCUUGAUGACCUCAAACGUGAUCAGCUGCACGAGGAUUUCAGAAAAUGCACAUGUCUAUCGAAAACAAGAAACGCCAUCUACCUUGAAGGUGUCUUAUGAUGUCAAUAAAGGGGGAAUAGAGUAGCGUAGUGGUUAAGUUGUUUGGCUGUAACCGAAAACCCGGUUCGAUCCUUAGCAAUUGACAGUGGUUGUGUAUGAAGUAUCUCGCACUCGCGUGGCUGGAAGAAAACAAACUUCGUACACUUAGGGUUGGUGGAUAUUGCUAUGUUAUUCAAUAUCGAUAAUGUGAGACGAGGCGAGUAAUCUUAGAUUUUUCUUAACCCGAUGUAAAGAAGUGCUUAAGAUCUGUAACUGAAGCGGACAUAAAAUAUUCAUGAACAGACAUUGAAAGUCUAGACCUCUCACAGAGCAGAAAUGAUUUUGAGAUUGAAUUUUGGGAAACAUUUACGAAUUUGUGAAGGUAAGAUAGCAAAGGGUUUGGGGUGUAAGUUACACCUAUUGUGAUAAAUGAGAGUAUAGAAGAAUAUCUGUGGCAACGAACCCGAGGUUUGGAAUAAGUAUAUAUUUGUAGUUUUGUUUGGAUCAUUCACGUUGGUGUUAACUAGUUAGUGCAGGAAUCGGAAGUAAAAACUCCACUUAACUUUAACAGGUGCUUGAUGCAUUCGGCACAGAGGAACAGAACCAUCACGGAAGUGGUCUGACCCGUAUUGUUCCGGGAGAAGCCGAAUGGUUACGGCAAGGAGCGAGUGGAGACGAAUAACCCAAGAUCAUCUGAACCAAAUGUGUAUAUAUGUGUAUAAGAGGUUUACACGCUGUAAUCGUGUAACAAAGGUUUUAUGUAGUUUUUACAAGCAUUCUAUUGUUACGUAACUGUGAUCAUUUGGUAUACUGUGAUUUUGUAUGUCUGACUUGAUUGACUUCAGUGUAAAGCUUCUUAGGUCUUGAGACAACACGAGGCCUAGUGUCAAGAAAGAAUGGUAGUCUUUCUUGCUUAAUGUACAAUUUGUGGGGCAGGGUGAACGACUUGCACACAACUUACUGAGUCCGGCAGACGCUCCCAGGGGAAGGCGGCGAAGUGAUGCUGACACUUAGUACUAGAUAGCUGUAUUGACCGGUCAAUUCGUCCCUUCAAGUCCCUGAAUUGCCUUUCUUCUGGUUUGUCCACGCUCUUCACGAUGUCUGUCGGCUCUGCUCUAUUCGCCUGUCCUGCCUGACUAACAAACUGCAUCGGUCUGCGUAGGUUGGCAAUUCUCAUGAACAUAUUCUGCCUAGCUGGCUAUAUUUUGACGAGCUUGACACAAAUUUAUGUCUGACAAGUGUGCACAACAAUAAUGUUACAUUAAUACACUUUCAAAACUCCCUCAGUAAAAGCGUUAGCUGCAUCAGUUGUUUGGAUACAGUUUCUAGAGACAGGGAAGCCGAUCUCCCUUGGUUUAUCUGGAUCCUACCAUUCCCAGUGAAAUUGUCCUGAUAAAUACAUUACGAAACGAACGAGUUAAGAGUACGAGUUAUUGCCACUCAAUAAGUCCACCAACCCUCAUUUUGAUUGGGGGAUCAAAGUCGUCAGAUCUUGACUCAGGUAAAUAUAUAGUAGAGUUAAAGAUCUGCUCGAAGUAAACCUGAAUAUUAUCGUCAAUGCGAGAAUGAUACAUUUUACGUAGGCGUGUUAUAGAGAUGCGUAGUUGGAGCGUCUGAAUGGUGUGCGUGUAAUGGGAAUCGAAUUGUGUGAGCACCGUGACCUAGGAACUGUGUAUGCAAAUAGUUUGUUUUCUUCACCGUCUCUGUGUUUACUAAUAGUUACAUUUGAAAGUCUCAAUCAAUCGAUAAUAACAGGGCGUGACCUGUACCUCAUGAUAUAAUUCCCGCGCCACUGUUAUAAUUACAAAUCUGGGCCCCGUUCCUCAAAGCGAUCGUAGCGCUACGACUGUUGUAAGGCUAUGUUAAAGUAUGGGAGUGACGAUCGCCUUAGCGCUACGACCGUUUUGUGGAACGGGGCCCAGAUCACGUGUUGAAAAACCACGUGACGCUUGAAAUAGCACGAUCAUUUCAACUUCGUUUCAAGAACACGUAUUGCUUAGAACGAGCAUUCGACCUUGAAUGGAUGGUUGGUAAGUCAAAUGGACAAAACAAAGACACUCCUAAACUGUCACAGACACGUAUAAUAGGCCUACAUAGUACAUACCAACCAAUCAGAUGUACUUGUGUAUGCUGGGAUGAUUAAGUGCGUACGAUAGACGUACUACUGUGUACGUUCGACUAUUUAAUUUGGGUUCCCGGAAGUCAGAGUGUCUACUCGUCCGGAUACGAAUUAUUGUGGCGAGAGUUGACAUGUCCGGUAUGGACAUUAUAAGUUGGUCAAAGGUCACGAGGUGGACAUGGGUUGAUGUACCAUCGAUGUUUGUUUACGUUCCCUGAGCCCUGAACAUAAACAAACAUCGAGGGUACAUCAACCCAUGCACCCCUCGUGACCAGUGAACA
Messenger RNA from Haliotis rubra (blacklip abalone), 5502 nucleotides. Its product is annotated as glutamate receptor 2-like. NCBI's taxonomy places the organism in Eukaryota, Metazoa, Mollusca, Gastropoda, Lepetellida, Haliotidae. Gene Ontology annotation, molecular function: transmitter-gated monoatomic ion channel activity involved in regulation of postsynaptic membrane potential; glutamate-gated receptor activity. Gene Ontology annotation, biological process: modulation of chemical synaptic transmission; monoatomic ion transport; synaptic transmission, glutamatergic. The record is from RefSeq and is a predicted model, not a curated record. Gene Ontology annotation, cellular component: plasma membrane; postsynaptic membrane.